Molecule: messenger RNA, 1002 nt
Organism: Ceratitis capitata (Mediterranean fruit fly)
Lineage: Eukaryota; Metazoa; Arthropoda; Insecta; Diptera; Tephritidae
Exons: 3
Coding region: 1-1002 (333 amino acids)
Source: RefSeq, a predicted model, not a curated record
AUGCACGUUACACAUGCUGCACGGGAUGGGUGUCAAACUUUAAGCAAAACCAGCAGCAGCAACGCCGUCAACGACGAACAGGAAAACUGUCAAAGCGUACAGUUCGCCUACAAUCAGAGCGCCAAUAAAACGACAGCCAUUUGCCUUCAGAAGAAGCCAAGCAAUAACGACGCCAAUCGUGCUAAAAAUAGUGCAAACAACAGCAACAAAGUGUACAUCAAUAUUGCGCAACCCUGCAAGAGGACGAGCAGUGAGAGCUGCAGUGCACAGAAACAGCAGCAACCACUUGGCAUUUUACGUCACAACUGCUGUCACAUACACCAACGUCGGCGCAACGACAAUCAUCCACAUUUUGCGAUUGAUAACCUAGAAAGGCAUCGGCUAGCCGACAUCGACGCAAACAACGCAAGCGACGAGCAAAUCGACGACGCGGCAAGUUCCAAUUUGCGUCAACUUAUAGAGCAGCAGCGUGAACAGCCACACCGACUGCCACACUUAACACCCAUUUCGCCCGUGCACCUUACUUCCUGCCCCACUUCAUCCUCCUCUACAUCCCACAGUUCCUCUUCAACAUCCUGCAGUCAAUGCACUAUCGUCUUUAAGGCACUACCGCCCUUGCCGUACACAACAACAUCGUCGCAGAAUAUACGCGCCUCGUCAGCGUCAUCACCACCGCCAGUGCCGCCGAUACGUUCGUCAUCAUUAUCGCACUGUUGUCCUUUGUCGUCGUCGGUACAGUGGCAGUCAUAUCCGCGCGCUAUAUCACUGACGCUGUCGGUGUCGCCAGUCGCAAGUCAUGUUAGCAGCAGUCGUAGUUGUCCACGGCUCGCAACGACUCAGACAGCAGGUACGGCAAAAGCUUACACACAAUCGACAUUCACGACGUCGUCUUACAGCAACCGUGAACAGGUUGCGAAGAAGACGACAACGAAGACGAAGAUAGUGCCGAAGAAGAACACGAGGAAAACGCAAGGACCGCUAGCAAUUCUAGCAUUGGCAUAA